Molecule: messenger RNA, 1676 nt
Organism: Olea europaea var. sylvestris
Lineage: Eukaryota; Viridiplantae; Streptophyta; Magnoliopsida; Lamiales; Oleaceae
Product: protein SLOW GREEN 1, chloroplastic-like
Exons: 1
Coding region: 111-1241 (376 amino acids)
Cellular component (GO): chloroplast thylakoid membrane
Molecular function (GO): protein binding
Source: RefSeq, a predicted model, not a curated record
CUCUCGUUACCUUCUUCGCUCUAAACCCUCCAUCAUUAUCACCAGGAGUUCAACUCUGUCUCUCUCUCUAGCCCCUAAUUUGUCACUAGGGUUUAACUCUCUCCCUGAGUAUGUCCACUCUGAUCCCUUCGGCGGGUAAAACCACCCGCGGCCACCUGCCGCUGAUUCCCUCACUCUAUUCCCGUCGUUCAUUUUGCUCCAGACCCCUCUCUUUCAGAAAUUCACCUCCAGUUCUCCCUCUUUUAUCUUUAACCCCGGCAAAUGCCGCCUUCUAUUCUCCUCCUCCACCCGCAUUUGGAAUCCCAAAACCGAAAUACUCUAAUGAAUCUUCGCAAUUCUUCAGCUUUUUUAUUUACCCCUCGAACCCUAUUUCCCGAAAUUCGUUUAUUCCCCUUUUGUCGUCACUGAGAACCGGGUUUAUUACUACUGUUAUUGCUUCUGUUCUAUUCUUUUCGGGAUUAUGUUUCAGUUUGAAACCCGCUGUAGCUUUGGCUGUUUCACCUCCGCCUACUGUUGAGACAGCGGAGAAGGAUACCGUUUCAGAGGAAGAAAGAGAGAAAUCACUCGAGGAUGAAUUGGCUUCUAAUCCAUAUGAUGUCAGAGCACUUAAGAAUUUAAUGGAAAUCAAAAUAAAGAGUAAGAAGAUUCCUGAAGCUAUUGUCAUUCUUGACAAAUUAAUAAAGCUUGAGCCGGAGGAACGUGAAUGGCCAUUGUUGAAAGCCCAUUUGCAUGCUUACAAUGGAGAGAUUGAAUUGGCGAGGAGGGGGUUUAAUGAGCUGCUGAAAAUUGAUCCUUUUCGUGUGGAGGCGUAUCAUGGUCUGGUGACAGCAGCUUCUCAAGAGGAGUCAAGCGAGGAAUUGGAGAAAAUUGAGAAGAAGGUGGAGGAGGCGAUGAAAUUAUGUAAAAAGGAGAAUAGGAAAAGCGAUUUAAGGGAUUUCAAGCUCUUAUUUGCUCAAAUCCGUGUGAUCGAGGGGAACUACGAUGAGGCCUUGAAGGUAUAUGAGGAGUUGGUGAGAGAAGAGCCAAGGGAUUUUAGACCAUAUCUGUGUCAGGGCAUAAUCUAUACCCUGUUGAGGAAAAAUGGGGAGGCAGAGAAGAAUUUUGAGAAGUAUAGGAGAUUGGUUCCUAAGGAGCACACUUAUGCCAGAUAUUUUGAUGAUAAUAUGUUGGCGACCAAAAUUUUUGCACAGAAAGUGGAUAACGAAAGAGCUGGAGUGAAGAGUAAAGGAAAUGAGCUAUGACUUUUUGUAGUAGAAGCCCGUUUGUGGUUAUAGUAUAGUGAUGUUUCAUGUACCGAAGUUUUAAUUUUUUGUUCAAGGUUUUUGAUAAAGGCUUUAUAAUUAUUGUUUUGGGUGGUAGGUUUUCAGUUGCUGUUUGUUAAUUAUGUUUUUAAUGAACAAUCAGGGUAUUUAAGGAAGGAGACGGUUUUAAGCAAGUUCAACUCAUUUCACUCGACUCUGAUUUUCAAAAAAUCGAGAGGGUUUAAAAGUUCGUUUGUUCCCAGAUGCGAUGGUGGGUUGGAGUGUGAGGUACUUUUUGUUAUUCUACUUAAUAUUAUGUUUCUAUUUCAUUUUUCUGUAAGCCUUUUUGUAUCAAUUGCUUAUUAGUUAAUGUUUGAGUAAGUCGAGUCACAGUUUAAUUAAUUACUGCAAAUUGAAUAAUUUUUCUUGUUGAAG